This is a messenger RNA of Oryzias melastigma (Indian medaka), 512 nucleotides long. RefSeq names its product homeobox protein OTX1-like. Lineage: Eukaryota; Metazoa; Chordata; Actinopteri; Beloniformes; Adrianichthyidae. The transcript is spliced from 3 exons. Gene Ontology annotation, molecular function: RNA polymerase II cis-regulatory region sequence-specific DNA binding; DNA-binding transcription factor activity, RNA polymerase II-specific. Gene Ontology annotation, biological process: regulation of transcription by RNA polymerase II. The record is from RefSeq and is a predicted model, not a curated record. Gene Ontology annotation, cellular component: nucleus. The coding region runs from base 1 to 474 and encodes 157 amino acids.
AUGGGAAAAACCUCUCGCAAGCAGAGGAGGGAAAGAACAACCUUUUCCCAGGCUCAGCUGAAGGUCCUAGAGGACCUGUUUCACCAAAACCGGUACCCUGACAUCUUCAUGAGGGAGGAGGUGGCCCUGAAGAUCAACCUGCCUGAAGUCAGAGUGCAGGUUUGGUUCAAAAACCGCAGAGCAAAGCACCGGCAAAUCUUCACAUCGACCUCCAUCGUCCCCGGAGCUCCUCCCACAUCCAUCUGGAGCCAGACUGAGGCUCCGCCUCCCCUCUGCCUGCGCCAUGCGCCCAGCUCCUGCUCUCCACAGGCACAGCUGCCCCCCAUCUCCAGCGGAGCUUCCAGCCGUCUCAGCCCGCCUCGUUCCUCUGCUGGUGAAGACUCCCAGGAACAUGGAGAGCGAACGUCCUGUGAGCUCAGGUCCAGCUGGGGUCAAACAGACAAAGCAGCGUUGACUUUUCAGCUGUUUGGCUAAUUUAAACUCCUUCAGUUCUGAUGAAUUUGAGGUUAAUG